This is a messenger RNA of Parastagonospora nodorum SN15, 909 nucleotides long. RefSeq lists its product as hypothetical. Gene Ontology annotation, molecular function: triacylglycerol lipase activity. NCBI's taxonomy places the organism in Eukaryota, Fungi, Ascomycota, Dothideomycetes, Pleosporales, Phaeosphaeriaceae. The transcript is spliced from 3 exons. Gene Ontology annotation, biological process: lipid metabolic process. The record is from RefSeq and is a predicted model, not a curated record. The coding region runs from base 1 to 909 and encodes 302 amino acids.
AUGUACGAGGAGUAUGCGGCUGUCUCGUUCACUCUUGACAAGUGCAUGGACCACGACUAUUGGCGGCAGUUGCAUAAAGACAAGCACUACGAUCAUCGCCUCAUCCAGCGACGUCUCGAGGCCCUCUACGAGCUUCAAUUAAGCGGCGAUAUCCUCGACUUGAUCGACUACAUAAGAAGCGGGCUUGUUCGCAACCUCGGAAAUAUCCUUGCACCCAAAUUAUACAAUCGCGCGUACAACGGCACGAAAUUGCUCAUCGAAGAUUAUGUUACGCAGGUCGCGCACGGCAUUGAAUUUCUCUCACAUGCACCUACCUCCGAGGAUGGUACAGCUCUGACUGCUCAGAGGAAGCUGGACGUUCUACAUGAUAUGAGGUCAACCUUCGGCCGAUCGGCAUUAGUGCUUCAAGGAGGAGCCAUUUUCGGUCUUUGUCACCUAGGAGUCGUGAAAGCACUGCUUCUUCGAGGACUUCUUCCACGGAUCAUUUCUGGGACUGCCACGGGCGCUAUAAUCGCAGCAUUGGUCUGUGUCCACCCAGAGGAUGAACUACUAGACGUCCUAAAUGGUGGGGGAAUCAAUCUGGACGCAUUCGCGAACCGGAAUAAUGAAGAUGGCAAGUGGUAUCAAACACUCACUCGACGCAUCAAGCGAUGGUGGAAGCUGGGUCACUUUCUAGACGUAGACGUACUCGAAGAGCUGCUCAGAUCAAACAUUGGCGAUAUCACCUUCGAACAGGCAUACGAGCGCACAAAGCGAGCUUUGAAUAUCACCGUCACUCCGAAUGGUGGUGAUAGCGGCGUACCGAACUUGUUGAACUACAUGACCGCUCCCAAUGUCCUCUCAAUGCAACCUUCGGUCCCUGGACGCAUGCCUAUUAUCGUGAUCGACAAUCACCUUUGCACCGUCUAA